AUGCGCAGACGUAGCGGCUGGAAGUACUUCGCGACUGUUAAACAACUGCAAAAAGAAAAUGGGAUUUUGAAACAAGAGUUGCUUAUGUACGACACACUGCACAAUUGCGGCAACAUCGGUCAUGAACCGUUGACGGAACAGGAGAAACAACAAUUACGUAAUCAUGUGGUGAAAUAUUUGGAUGGGGAAGUGAACGAUUUGCAAAUAAUGAAUUUGCGACAACUGAAAGAGAUGUUUAUUGCGUUCAAACAAAUUAAUCGGGCUCUUCAAGCCCAAGUUGAAGAAUUGCGACAGAAAGUGAUCAACCAAGGCAGUUCCACGGAUUCAGUUUCAGUUACAGCACCAUCUGGUUCCACGGUUUCCGGCACUCGGACGAUCAAUGCACGAGGAGCAGCCAAAUUGAAAACCGGUGCUAAUGGCUCCGCGGAUGCCGGUGGGACAGUCACAUCUCAAUACCAAGUCGGGGAUCUUGAUUUGACCAGUGGAUAUGGUUUAGGUUUGAGUGAAAAAGCAUUGAAUGUGAUGGUCAAAACGCCUACACUUCAUCCGGAUGCUUCGUUUUUACAGGUGAGCAAGCGCAGUGAAACUUCAUGGGAUGGAUUUUGA
Messenger RNA from Echinostoma caproni, 606 nucleotides. NCBI's taxonomy places the organism in Eukaryota, Metazoa, Platyhelminthes, Trematoda, Plagiorchiida, Echinostomatidae. The record is from the annotation of a GenBank genome assembly.